UUCAUAGUUCUAGAGGAGAGUUAUUCAAAGUACCGAGCGACUAUGACACGUCACUGGGAAGACUUGAUCAAGUCCAGCGAGCAACUUCAAGAUGAUCUAAAGACAGCCCUCCAGAAACACGACCGCAGUGUUUCUUCCAAGACGUUUCCGAAAUCACUACUUCCGCCAAACUCCAGGUUCUCAAAGCAUUAA
Molecule: messenger RNA, 192 nt
Organism: Suillus subaureus
Lineage: Eukaryota; Fungi; Basidiomycota; Agaricomycetes; Boletales; Suillaceae
Exons: 1
Source: RefSeq, a predicted model, not a curated record